Molecule: messenger RNA, 3560 nt
Organism: Lactuca sativa (garden lettuce)
Lineage: Eukaryota; Viridiplantae; Streptophyta; Magnoliopsida; Asterales; Asteraceae
Product: TMV resistance protein N
Biological process (GO): defense response; signal transduction
Molecular function (GO): ADP binding; ATP hydrolysis activity
Source: RefSeq, a predicted model, not a curated record
CAGACCACAAGCUUUUGAUCUGAAAAAAUCCACUCAUUGAUGGCAUCUUCAUCAUCUUCUCCCUCUGCUCCAACCUUUUCUUCUCAUUUAUGGAAUUACGACGUUUUCCUUAGUUUUAGAGGAGAAGAUACUCGUCGAACUUUUGUUGAUCACCUCUACACAGCUCUUGAACAACAAGGGAUCAACACUUACAAGGAAGACAUAGCACUUCCUCGGGGUGAAUCUAUCAGCCCAUCCCUUAAGAAGGCUAUCAGCGAAUCACAUAUUGCUGUCAUCAUAUUCUCUAAAAGCUAUGCAGAUUCGUCGUGGUGCUUGGAUGAGCUUUCACAUAUUAUGAGAUGCAGGGAUACAAGAGGGCAAAUCAUUAUGCCCAUAUUUUAUGAUGUAGAUCCCUCUGAUGUGCGAAAACAAAAACGGAAAUACAAAGAAGCAUUUACCAAACACGAGUGGGAGAACAAGACCAAGGUUGAAUCUUGGAGAAAAGCACUUGUGGAUGCAAGUAGCAUUUCUGGAUGGGAAAUGAGGAACAUUGCUAAUGGGCAUGAAUCACAAGGCAUCAAACAAAUUGUUGUCGAAAUUUCACAGAAGGUGCAGCUUGUAGCUUCAAGUGCAAAUGAGAACCUAAUCGGAAUAUCAGUUCGCAUGCAACGCCUGAAAUCAGAGUUACAAAUUGGGUCCGGUGGUGUGCGUAUGAUUGGAAUAUGGGGGGUUGGGGGUGGUGGUAAGACUACUCUUGCAUCUGCUGUAUAUGAGGAGAUCUCUAGGGAAUUUGAUGGUUGCUGCUUUGUAGACAAUAUCCGAGAGAAAUCAAGUAAAAACCGAUUGGAAAAGUUACAAAAAGAAAUUCUUUCUGAUGUUUUGAAACAAAAGCAAACACAUGUACGUAGGGUUGAGGAAGGAAGACACAUGAUAAAGGGUAGGUUAUGCCAGAAAAAGGUAUUGAUUGUUCUUGAUGAUGUUGAUCGCCUUGACCAACUAAAAGCGUUAGCUGGAUCACAUAAUUGGUUCGGUGAUGGAAGCCGAAUAAUAAUCACAACAAGAGAUGAACAUUUAUUAACUGCACACAGAGUAAAUGUGAUACAUGAUAUUAGGUUACUGAAUGAUAAUGAAUCGCUUAUGCUCAUUCGCAAGCAUGCACCCCGGGAUAGUAGACCCGUGGAAGAUUAUGAGCAUCUUUCAAAAGAGGUGGUCUCUUAUGCUGGUGGGCUUCCGUUAGCACUUACGGUUCUUGGUUCUUUUCUGUGUGACAAAGACAUUAAUGAGUGGAGGAGUGCAUUAGCCAGACUAAAAGAGAUCCCAGAUAUUGAUAUUCUGAAAAAGCUCAAAAUCAGCUAUGAUGGACUUACAAAGCUUGAGAAAGAUUUGUUCCUAGAUAUUGCAUGUUUCUUUAGGCGGCAAGACAAAGAUGAUGCAAUGAAGAUCCUUGAUGCUUGUGGUUUUCAGCCUGUUAUAGGCAUAAAGGUGUUGGUACAAAAGGCUCUCAUAACUAUUUCAGAAUAUGGAGAGUUUGAUAUGCAUGAUCUGGUGCAAGAAAUGGCACACUACAUUGUUAGAGGGGAACAUCCUAACAAUCCUGAAAAACAUAGUAGAAUUUGGGAGAAUGAUGAUAUUAUGAAAAUAUGUGCUAUGGAUGCAACCACGGAACUUGACAUGAUUGAAGCAAUAAGAUUUGGAUAUUAUGUGUAUGAGUCUCAAAGAUAUAAACAUCUUUCUCCAAUUAUUGCAAAUGCGAAGAACCUUAGGUGGAUUGAAUGGCACGGUGAAUUUGCAAGUCAUUUGCUUAGUAACUUUCCACAAAGGAAGCUUUGUCAUCUAAAAUUGCAAAAAAGCUUGCAAAAACAACUCUGGGAGGGUUAUAAGUUGCUGCCAAAUUUGAAGACAGUGGAACUUGAGAAUCUGAAUAACCUAAUCAUGACACCAGAUUUUGAUGGACUUCCUAAUCUUGAAAGAUUCUAUCUUCAUGGACCUGAGCUUUUAGAAGAGAUUCAUCCAUCGAUUGGACGCUUGGAAAAGCUUGUUUUCUUAUCUAUAGAAUUUUGUACCAGUCUUAAGAUGUUUCCACCCAUUAAUAUUCCCGGACUACAGAAACUUGAGACCCUUUCAAUCGUAGGGUGCAGGAAACUUUUUAAGCUCUCAGAGAUCCAACAACAGAAGAUGGAGAAUUUACUGCAUCUUGAUUUGGACAAUAGUAGUAAUGAGGGUGCAUCCUACAUAGAAUCUUGUUCGAACUUUUUUGUUAUUUGUUGGAGGUGUGGUUGCAGCAAUCUUCCUGGUGUAGAAUGUUGUGUAGAGGAUCCUUGUUUACGUCACAACAUGAAGCCUUGUUUAAGUGAUAACAACAUGAACCACAUAGGGCGGCUGUUUUUUCUUAAGGACCUAAAAAAGUUGGAUCUCAGCUACAGCAGUUUGGGAGAUGAAGAAAUGGGCUGUGCUGUUUGGGAGUUGCCCAACCUGCUAAAACUUACUCUAUUAGGAAAUGAAUUUUCACUUUUAAAUUUUAGUCUCUUGCAAGUUCCUCGACUCAAAUGGCUCGAUGUGUCAGAGUGCAAAGGCCUGGUAGAAGUGUCAGAGCUGCCAUCGAGUAUAGCUGUUGUUGAAGCAAUUGACUGUAGGUCACUUGAAAGCUUUGGAGAUAUUUCAAACUGUAAAUGGUUGUGGAAAAUCUCACUUGUUUGGUGUGACAAACUUGGUGAUGGUGACAUAUUACUAGACUCCAUGCUCAAGGGAAAUGCUAGUGAAGAUUACUUUAUCAAUAUCACUCUUACAUAUCAGAUUCCAAAGGUGUUUGUAGGUAGAAUGUUUAGGGUGAGAACAUUCACAUGGUGUCUUCCAGAUGGCUGGUACAAUGACUUUUGUGGGUUCUUAAUAUGUGUUGUCACCCGAAUGUUGGUGUUUCCGGCAAUAAAUGUAGUCAUCAAGCAGGAGGUGGAUAAAGAUUCUCCAUUUGAGCUUUCACAGGAGUCAAAUGAAGCAGUGGAGCCUAAAUAUAAUGCAUCAUCAACUACAUAUGUAGGAUAUAUUUCCUUUGGUUCAUUGAGGCACACCACAUUUUUAUAUUCAUCAUACACUAUGAUUUCAUUUUCCUUAGACAGCAUGCAUCAGAGUUCAUCUGAUGCUGAGAGUUAUGUUGGAGCUCAGCUUGUUUCUAGGAAAAGUAAUGGUGACCAGCCACAAACAACAAAAGUCGCAACAGAUUCCUCAGAAUUUUGGAAUAUUGAAGAAUUCAAUGAUAGAAUCCAGACAUUUACAAUCCAAGAUGAUACAAAGUCUUCUGUAAAGAUUAAAUGGCAACUUUAAUUUAGGACAACAGUUUGUCUUUGUGAUUUGUUUAUAGGUUUGUGGUUUUCUUUGCAUUCCUUUAUUCACCAUUAUGAAUCUUUCCCCGUUUUUCCGGUACUACUUUUAUGGUUUUCUCAGUUUUUAGGACACUAAUACUACUUUUAUGGUUUUCUCUGUUUCUAGGACACUAUUUUGCUACUUGAUUACUGUAGUUUUUUAGGCUUAUUCCUGCUAUAUUUGUUUUACCAUCAUUUACUAAUAUCAACAAUAUUCUUAGAAUA